Molecule: messenger RNA, 765 nt
Organism: Mollisia scopiformis
Lineage: Eukaryota; Fungi; Ascomycota; Leotiomycetes; Helotiales; Mollisiaceae
Exons: 1
Coding region: 1-765 (254 amino acids)
Source: RefSeq, a predicted model, not a curated record
AUGGAUGUCGCGAUGAGAAAUCACCCGGCAUGGUCAGCGCGCGACGACAAACAUCUUCCCGAGGACGACGCUUUCACUGCCUGCUGCACAACUGCGAAAAAAUACUCUUUUGGUCUAUUCUCACAGCUACCAACAGAGCUCCGCCUGCAAAUCUGGGAGUGGGCCAUGCCGGAGCGACGAGGAAGAGAAGUGGGAUCAUUAUCCUAUUCAGCAUUCCAACAAACCUCAAAUUGUGGUCUUCCGAGCCUUCUCUGGGUGAAUAGGGAAUCACGACAAGUUUCUCUGCGUAUGAACAAGUACGAUGUCAGAGAUGACUUGUUGAAACAACUACUGCCCCGCCAAAACCAUCAUUUCGAGUAUAUUGUCGACUACGAGCUAGACACAUUUGUCUUUCGAGAUGUCCCAAACUUCAUUCGAUACUAUUCCGCUCUACAAUUCUACGGAUCUCAAACCUCUUUCUUGGCUGUGAAGGCUGAGCUAGGAAAGAUUGGCCAUCUCAAAGUCGACGCCCUUGAUCCUACCCCGGAUUGGUUUAGCUCACAGAUUGAGGAGCAUCUUCGAUUACUGCUUCCAGUCUUUCCAUCAUUACAGACUGUUAGCUUUGCACUUCACAUACAAGUUGGCGAUGCCAGCUGGGCUGAAUUGAAUCUGGAAUCUGCACGGAUUAUUGGAACUCAGUUUCUGGAAGAAAUUCAAUGCCAACAAGAAACUGGAACUUCGAGACUACCUCCGAGAUUGAAGCUUGAAGUUGUUGAGAUUCCUUGA